This is a messenger RNA of Dicrocoelium dendriticum, 3298 nucleotides long. The record is from the annotation of a GenBank genome assembly. Lineage: Eukaryota; Metazoa; Platyhelminthes; Trematoda; Plagiorchiida; Dicrocoeliidae.
GUCAUGGCGGGAAAGGGUUUCACUACCGUUGUCCUCGCCAGCUGAAUCUAUUUCAGCCCCAUCGCGAACCACUGUGCACUGUAAAUCUGCGGAUGAUUGGUAAUGACGGACAGGCGUUACGUGACGACAAAGCGCAUGGAAUGUGCGUUGACGACAUACCAGAUUCACGUUUAGCUUGUUUGAAGGAUAACCGAAUACAUGGUCAUGAUAACCCUACUGAAGACGCGCUUCUAAUUGCUCAACCGAGAUCAGGUGACGCGCUGCGCUUCGUGCCAGUUGAAGGAGUAGAAAGCGGCACUUUCAAUCUUCAAGGUUCGGAGACCUCAGAAUCUUCACUUGGAGCCUCCAUAAUUAUCGAGUUGCUGGAUAACUUGCAUUAUAAAAAACUGAUGACUGGAACGCAGGCAGCAGCUUACAAGAAUCACUAUCUUAAAAUGUGCAAACUACUUCUGGCUUCACGGGACAACGAAUUCAAUUUGUUGCAGCUCGCCAAAACUUCUUCCCUUGAACUGAACAAACUGGAUGAACUUAUCAAGAAAAGGGAUGUCUUCCCUGAGGGUUACAAUACGGAAGCCGAUCUCUUACGGAAAGAAUUGCUACAAGCUGAGAAUGAGAUUCUCUGUAAAGAAGAAAGGUAUGAUGAACUUUCGUAUAUUAUGGAUGGAUUACGUGAGGAGAGAAAGAUACUUCAGCGGGAAUUUAACAGAAUGCCUAAAGAGGGGGAAAUUGACCGACUGAGACAGCAACUAGAACAAGCUAUAGAACACCUCCGUGAAGACAUCAAAAAGCAAUCGAAUGAUGGUAAACAGUUGUUCCAACUUCUCAACGAAGCCCAUCAGACAAUGGCGGAAGAACAGACCAUGGUCUCUGCUACAACAGCUCAGGUGGAUGAAUUAAAGGAAGAAUUGGGAAUUGUCAGUACGCUACCACUGAAAUACACCAAAGAAGCGGAUAGACUAAGAAAGCAGAAAGAGGAAGCGGAGAAAGUUUUACAAGAAUCCGUAGUGGAGUGCAGUCGCAUGAAGGAAGAGCUGGAAGCGUUAACCACAUGUCAUUUGCAACUUGAAACGGAAAGCACAAAGUUGGGAAAGCAAUCAGUGAAGAAAAGCAAGGAGAUUUACGAAAUGCAAUCGCACUUGGAUGCAGUUACGUUGGAGCUGGAUCAGGCGCAAAAAAAGCACGCGGACUGUAUUCUAGCAAAAACCGAGGCGGAACUUCAAACCAAGCAUUUGGCCAGCACCAGAUCCCAACUGUCCGAUCAUUUGUCUCGUCUGACGCGAGACAGAGACGUAGCGAUGCAAAAAGAUAGGAAAAUCCAGCACGCUCUGCAGCCGCUUCGAGACGCGGCGAAAUUUGCUAAACAUUUAUUGGGUGAACGAAAGGCUGCAUGUGUCGCAAUGCGGCAACUAGGACCGGACAAAGAUUUGAUCACACAAAGAAACGACCUCUUGAAAGCGAUUGAACACUUACAAAAACGAGCUGUGGAACAAUAUGGCGUUACAGAGGCAGAGAGGGCGCGGUUGCUGCGUUCGAACCGCAAUUAUCAACAGUUGAACGUGGAGCUAGCCGACCUGCGGAUGGAGGUUUUGGAACUCACUCGACUGGCCACGAUCAAAGCCGAAGAAAGGGAACAGAAAGCUCGGGAACACAGACUGGCAAAAGUACGCUACGCAGAGCUACACGACGCGAUAAAAACAAAGGGGUUGCAAAUUCAGGAGUAUGAAAAGUCUCUAUGCGAGACCCAGAAACAUUUGAAAGACUUCGCUCAGCUGUACGAAGCCAUCAAGGAGGAGAGAAACAACUGCCUCACUCUCAUCAAAGUAGCGCAGCAACGUAUGCAAGAGAUGAACGAGAAGAUGCGUAUUCUCAACAACGAAGUGGACAUCUUGCGCACGGCGUUGGUCAACACCUUAGAACAGAUCACCCGACAACGUGCCAAAUAUAAAUCGGUGCUAGGAGAUCGAGACGCUAUUCGUGGUGCAUUAUCAAAACAAACCCUCUGUGUGGAUGAACAAGAUGCCAAAAGAGGUGAACUACAGCGAUCCAUACAAUGCCAAAGCAUGUUGAUCGAGAACAGCAAGCGCAACCUGGAGCAGUUGAAAAACGGUAUUCGUCACGUGAUCGAAUUGAGAGACAACCGAGUGGUGCAGUUGGUCGAACGGAACGAAGAGCUCUGUGUCAUGCGGGAAAAGAUGGUGUUGCAACAAGACGCACAAAGGAGAGGGGAGCUUCAGCUCAACUCCAUUGAGGAGCAGAUUCGAUGUUUGGAACAGGUGAAAAGAGAAACAGAAGGCACACUCGAAGUUCUUAGACGUGAGGCUGUCAAACACCGUCAACUGGAGGAUGAUUACACAAACCAGCAGAUACAACUUGCGACCCUACAAGAGUGUGUGGCUAAGCUGGAACUCGCAGUCAUUGAUCCCAAUGGGCUAACGAUGGACGCUGAUACGAAGAAGCCGUUGGUGGUUGAUCCGGUCACGCUGGGGAUACCGGCCAGUAAUGCAAAGCUCACUCAGCAGAGAAGACGUGAAGUUCAAAUCAAAGACGUCGAUCCAGCACAGCUAAGACUCAAAUUGGAUUCCGUAGAAGCCCAGUUGCUCAGUCGAGAGAAGAAACUGCUGGAAUAUGAAAUGAUUUGUAAGGCUACGGAGAACAUGAUUGAAAAGAUGCGGAGCCAGACAGAAGUAGACCGUGACACAACACUCCAGCUAGCGUUGAAGAUGAGCGAGAGUCAAACCGGAUUUGAGAAGUUCUCGAAACAACUCAAAGCCAAAGCAGCUGAACUUACUAUGCUCAUGGAAUUGGCGCACAAUCUGGAGCUGGAAGUUCAAGAGAGGCGUGAUGAAGUCGCUUUGGGACAGCGUCGCUUGAAACUUGGUCAACCACCCACUGAUUUGAUUGGAAAAGAAUGGGAAAGAUACUUGAAGCAUAUGAGCCUAAAGUCCGAAGUUUACGAGGACAAAAUCAAUCCAAGGCAUUGUACCAAUGCUGCACCACAGCGCCCCAAUGCAUACAUUCCACAUGUUGAAACGUUCAAUGUCAUAGCCGAACCUGAGUGUCCAGAGGAGGAUUCGGAUUCCGGCGUGACCGGCGGUAGAAUUUCGUACCCGGAACCGAUACCCUAUGGAGCGAAUGCUCCAUUUCACCCUUCCCGUCCGGGUGCGGGAAUUCGACAUUUUCGGAAGCCGAAGCCUAUACCAUUGGAGGAUUGACUUGACGUCCAACGUCAUCGCUUUUGUACGAACAUGUAUGGUUUGAUGUCAAUAAAAUGCGUAUAAUAAACAUUCAUGAUACUUUC